Messenger RNA from Lacerta agilis (Sand lizard), 5400 nucleotides. RefSeq names its product filamin A interacting protein 1 (gene FILIP1). The transcript is spliced from 7 exons. Bases 457 to 4095 code for a protein of 1212 amino acids. NCBI's taxonomy places the organism in Eukaryota, Metazoa, Chordata, Lepidosauria, Squamata, Lacertidae. The record is from RefSeq and is a predicted model, not a curated record.
CGAGCUCAGCUCAACAAAGUCAUUGCUCUCUGAACAGUGUGAGAGGAGACCAGGAGAGGGGAAAUGCAAUCUCAGAACUUGACUGCCAAAGCUUAGCACCACAGAGCAACAGUUGUGGGUGGGGGCAAAACAACAGCAAAAGAGGCUUUCAGACAAAAGCCGGGGGGGGGGGAGAGAAACAUAACUGAGAGGCUGUACCUCCUGUUUCUUCUGCGUGGUAUUUCUCUUAACAGGAACUACGUUCCUCUUCUGCUCUCUUCCCUAUUUCCUGCAUUACUCCAGUCACUGAUAGAUCUAGAAAGAAAGUGAGGGGAAGCUUCUGUCUCUGUGUUCUUCUGGGCCUGAUUAAUACCUUCAGUCUUGGUCAUGCAAACUAGAUUCCAGAAGCCUUCCAAGAGCACAGUGUCUUUGUAAAAGGAAGGCAACUCGGUCUUCUCUCCCACCUGGCAGGUCAGGAUGAGAUCCCGAAAUCAAGGUGGAGAAAGCUCACCCAACGGGCAUUUCUCCAAGUCAAAGACCAUUAUAAGCAACACAGAAAACCAAAACCUUCAGGAAGAUGCAAAGAAAAAGAACAAAUCUAACCGGAAAGAAGAUGAAGUCUCAGGCUCAAGCAACGUCAAGCAGCACAGCAGACUACCAGGUCCUAGUGAGCGGAAAAGCAAGAAAUCAAUAGAUCUUUCUAAAGAGGACCUGAUUCGUCUCCUUAGUAUAAUGGAAGGAGAACUGCAGGCUAGAGAAGACGUGAUUCAUAUGCUGAAAACGGAGAAAAUAAAGCCUGAAAUUCUGGAGGCGCACUAUGGCUCUUCAGCUCCAGAGAAUGUCCUUAGGAUAUUGCACAGGGAUGCUACUCUUGCCCAUGAGAAAUCAAUAGGAGAAGAUGUCUAUGAGAAGCCAAUUUCAGAGCUGGACAGACUGGAAGAGAAGCAGAAGGAAACAUACCGGCGCAUGCUCGAGCAGCUCCUCCUGGCAGAGAAAUGCCAUCGGCGCACAGUUUAUGAGCUGGAAAAUGAGAAGCAUAAACAUACAGAUUACAUGAAUAAGAGCGAUGACUUUACCAAUCUCUUGGAGCAGGAGCGUGAAAGAUUAAAGAAGCUUCUUGAACAGGAAAAGAUCUACCAAGCCCGAAAGGAAAAAGAGCAUGCAAAAAGGCUCAACAAGCUAAGAGAAGAAUUGGUCAAACUCAAGUCAUUUGCACUCAUGCUUGUGGAUGAAAGACAGAUGCACAUUGAACAACUGGAUCAGCAAACCCAGAAAAUACAAGAUCUAACUCAAAAACUAAGGGAAGAAGAAGAGAAACUUAAGAUUCUGGGUACCAAAGGAAAAGAGGAUGGGCAGAAGCUAAUGAAGCUAGAGGCAGAACUUGAACACAAGACAUCCUCCUUUUCCCAAGAGCAUGAGGAGAUGACUGCCAAAUUGGCUAGCCAAGAGUCGCACAAUAAACAGCUCAGGCUGAAACUGGCUGGUUUAACCCGGAGAAUUGAGGAGCUAGAAGAAACCAACAAAAACCUUCAGAAGACCGAAGAAGAGCUUCGGGAACUGAGAGACAAAAUAGCCAAAGGGGAAUGCGGGAACUCCAGCUUGAUGGCUGAGGUGGAAAACCUCCGCAAGCGGGUGCUUGAGAUGGAAGGCAAAGACGAGGAGAUCACAAAGACUGAAUCUCAGUGUAAGGAGCUUAAAAAGAAACUACAAGAAGAGGAGCAUCACAGCAAAGAACUGAGGCUUGAGGUGGAGAAACUGCAGAAGAGAAUGUCUGAGCUGGAAAGGUUGGAGGAGGCUUUCAACAAAAGCAAAUCCGAAUGCACUCACCUGCGUUUGAACCUGGAGAAAGAAAAGAACUUAGCCAAAGACUUGAUCAAUGAGUUGGAAGUGGUGAAGACGCGAGUGAAGGAUCUUGAGUCUUCAGAGAGUAAGUUGGAGAAAGCUGAAUUAAACUUGAAAGAUGACCUGACAAAGCUGAAGUCUUUUACUGUCAUGCUGGUUGAUGAGAGAAAGAACAUGGUGGAUAAGAUAAAGCAGGAAGAGAGAAAAGUUGAAAGCUUGAAUAAGAACUUCAAGGUAGAGCAAGGCAAAGUUAUGGAAGUGACUGAGAAACUAAUAGAUGAGAGCAAAAAACUAUUGAAGUUGAAAUCUGAAAUGGAGGAGAAAGUGUCCAGCUUGACAAAGGAAAGGGAUGAGUUAAUUGGCAAGCUGAAGAGCGAGGAAGAAAAGUCCGCUGAGCUGAACUGCAAAGUGGAUCUACUGAAGAAAAGGAUUGAUGGUAUAGAGGAGGUAGAAAGGGAAAUAGCCAGAGGCCGCGUUAAAAAAGGGACUGCGCUUUCUGGACAAGAGGACAACAAAAUUAAAGAGCUAACAGUUGAAAUUGAAAGACUGAAGAAGCGUCUCAAGCAAUUGGAAGUUGUUGAAGGAGACUUGAUGAAGACGGAGGAUGAAUAUGAUCAGCUGGAGCAAAAAUUUAGGACUGAGCAGGAUAAAGCUAACUUUCUUUCUCAGCAGCUGGAAGAAAUGAAGCUCCAGAUUGCAAAAAACAAAGCAAUAGAGAAGGGAGAGGCAGUGACUCAGGAGGCAGAGCUGAGGCAAAGGUUUCGACUGGAAGAGGCGAAAAGCAGAGACUUGAAAGCAGAAGUGCAGGCUCUCAAAGAGAAAAUUCAUGAGCUGAUGAACAAAGAAGACCAGCUUUCUCAGCUCCAAGUGGAUUACUCAGUCCUUCAGCAAAGGUUUCUGGAAGAAGAAAAUAAGAACAAAGCCAUGGGCCAGGAGGUGCUGAAUCUGACGAAAGAGCUUGAGCUGUCUAAACGCUACAGCCGUGCCCUGAGACCCAGCAUGAAUGGGAGAAGGAUGGUAGAUGUGCCUGUUACGUCCACUGGAGUACAAACUGAUGCAGUAAACAGCGAAACAGCAGAAGAGGAGACACCUGCUGUGUUCAUAAGGAAAUCCUUCCAGGAGGAGAACCAUAUUAUGAGCAAUCUCCGACAGGUUGGGCUCAAAAAGCCCAGCGAGAGGUCAUCUGUGCUUGACAGAUAUCCUCCUGCGGCAAAUGACCUCACCAUGAGAAAAUCCUGGAUCCCAUGGAUGAAAAAAAGAGAAAAUGGCUCUCAGAUGAUUCCAGAAAAAGGAGCCAGAAUACAAACCAGUCCAGAGCGUCCUGGGGAGGUUGUCCUUUCUCCAAAGCAAGGGCAGCCUCUCCACAUUCGGGUAACUCCAGAUCACGAGAACAGCACAGCUACUCUGGAGAUUACUAGUCCAACAGCUGAAGAUUUCUUCUCCAGCACCACCGUUAUCCCAACCUUGGGGAAUCAGAAACCACGGAUUACCAUCAUUCCCUCUCCUAACGUCAUGUCCCAAAAAGGGAAAGGGGGUGAGAGCCCAGCGGGCCCAGAGCGAGCCAUGUCUCCAGUAACCAUAACUACUUUCUCCAGAGAGAAAUCUUCAGAGAGCCCAAAGUCUCCAUUCAUGGAAAGACCCGUAUCACCAAUUCAAAUAAUGACAGUGUCUACCUCGGCAGCACCUGCAGACAUUACCAUGCCUCCAGAAUCGCAGGACAUGACCAUGGGGAGGGCUGUGUUUAGAGUGACACCAGAAAAACAAACUGUCCCAACUCCCAUCCGAAAGUACAAUGCCAACACGAACAUUAUAACGACUGAGGACAACAAAAUCCACAUCCACUUAGGGUCUCAGUUUAAACGCUCGCCUGGCACUUCUCAAGAAGGAACAAGCCCUGUGAUAACGGUCAGGCCUAUGAAUGUAGCAGCAGAGAAGGAGGUGAUGACUGGGACUGUCCUCCGUUCCCCCAGGAAUAACAUAUCCCCAAGGCCUGGAGCAAGCAAAGUGACAAGUACCAUUACUAUAACUCCAGUUACUACAUCAUCCACACGAGGAACACAAUCCAUGACGGGACAGGAUGGGUUAUCCCAGAGACCUACACCCACCCGAAUCCCUGUAUCUAAAGGUAUGAAAGCCGGGAAGCCAGUAGUGACAGCCCCAGGAUCAGGAAAUCAGACCAAAUUCGAGCCUCGAGCCGAGACUCAGUCUAUGAAAAUAGAACUGAAGAAGUCUUCAGCCAGUAGCUCUGCCUCCCUUGGUGGGGGGAAGGGCUGAGGGCAAUGGCUAAGGGGAGAGCAUCAUCAUCCAUCAGUUACGCAUGAACUCAAGAUGAGAUGCCAUGCAAGCUCCAUCCUAUAUACUUGCACUUCUCCUCCACACCACUUGGUUGGAUCACUGCUGAAGUGCCACCUCAUUCACUGUGAUCUUCCCUGCUACUGAUUGCUUGUGGAAGUAUUUUAUUCCUUCCAUCAGAAUCUGGCUUUUUGUGUGUGCAGACCCAUUAAAAAAAUGUUUGACCUUUGGAAAUUAGGUGGAAAGAGAAAAUCUUCUGUGCCAAUUUUACUCUUAAUUUUGCAAAGCCUUUGAAUCAUGUGUGCUUUUUGUUUGGUGUUUCCUACGUAAUUUAUUUUUAUAAUACAAUUUGUAAUGAAAGACAUUUUGUGGUUGUUGUUUUUUUUGCCAAAUCUGACUUUGGUGGUCUGCGGCACAUUUGGUAGUAGAAUACACUGUCAAAGAUUUCAGAGUGCCGGUUUGUAUAUUUUUUAUUGGAGUUUAUAAAGAUGUUGACUUGACCUCAAUAAUGGCACCUUUUAGAAAACUUUGCCACAUUUCCUAGCCAUAUUGUGACUGUGAGAUUAAUUGCCCUAAAAACUGCUCUGUGGGAUAGUAUUAUAGUAUGUUUUGGGUUUUUUUUGCACUGCGCUGUGGUUUUAAUACAAAACUGAACACCAACAAACCAAAGCCUUGAAACAGUAUUAGACUGAAGAAUUGUUUUUAAAUGUUGUACGCCGAUUUCUAUCAUGCCAUGCUCAUAUACUGUGUGUUUUUACAUAUGUCUGUACCAAAAAGGUUCGUUUUUAAUUACACUGUAACAAAUAAAUUUUCACAAGCGUGCAACAGUAAUAUGGUGUUCCAAUUCUAACCCUAGUGUUAGAAAAGGGUGCUAAUGCUGAAACUUACUGAUCAUUCACAUUGGUUUUUAUGCUUGUUUCCUUGUGAACCAAACAUUGAUCCGGUUAAUCCUGUGCACCCAAAGCCUUUUAAUUUCGCUGUGCUCAAGCACACCUAACUCUGCAUUGUAUCAGGCUGCAGAUCAUUUACCAACUGCUUCACCAGUUGAACCACAAGUUUGGGGCACACAAACCUAGCCUUAUUUGACUGUGCUCCUCUAUACCUCAAUACUAUAUUCUAGAUGGAACACAAAAUUAGUACAGUUUCUCUGAGUCAACAACACUGGUGAAACAUUGUGGGAAUUGCACGGGGAUCCUGUGGUAUCUGCAUAUUUUUUUUAAUGAUCCAUUUUUAAACAUGCCUUUCCACCGAGAUAUAAACCAUACAUUAUUAAACUACUUCUAAAAA